UCACAGCUGUUGCCGAGAUGAACGAUGUCAUGUAACUACCGUUGAAUGUUAAACAAAAGUCUCUCGUUUUUACGUGUCCAAACAGCGAUAAAAAAGAAGCCCAAGGCUUUAGUGAGCCCUCCAGUAUGGCUAACGUUGAGGAGAAAGCUUGUAUAGACGAAAAAUUGAGCCGAGAAUUGUACUUUCUGAUAAUCAAGUUCUUGUCGGAAGGGCCAUGCAGUUCUGCAGCCGAGGUUUUAAAACGCGAAGUCGAAUCACUUGAGCUUCUACCAAGAGGGAUGAAUUGGCUGGGAGAUACAACGCCCCGAAACUAUGCAGACACGGCAUCAAAAAAUCUUCACAUCCCGGGUAAUUUCUUGCAACAAAUAUGUGGGCGAUUGCUGCCCUUGCUCGAGCAGACAAUCCCACCCAGUGUCAAAGGCGUUUCGUCAUUACUUGGUGCCGGGAAGCACUCGUUAUUGAGGCCAGCCCAAGAUCGAGGUUGUCUCCUCACCUCAAAUCAUCUCACAGUUUGUCGACAUGGAGCUCCAAUUGCACCUGGAUUUAAAACCAAGAACACAUUUAACUUGACAAAUGUUGUCAGUGCGAGACAGGCAAGCGGAACAGCUUUUAAACGAAAUUUUAUCCAACAUGGCUUGUAUUCUAAAAUGUCAAUGCACCGAAGGAUUUUGGGUCAUUUAUCAGCCGUUUACUGUGUUCUGUUUGAUCAAACUGGUCAAUCCAUUAUAACUGGUGCAGAUGAUAAUUUAGUGAAAAUUUGGUCAAGUUCUGAUGGCAGGCUCUUAGCUACGUUAAGAGGACAUAGUGCUGAGAUAUCUGAUAUUGCCGUAAAUUGUGAAAACACAUUGCUAGCUGCAGGCAGCUGUGAUAAGACCAUUCGUGUAUGGGACAUUCAGACAGCAGCACCUGUUGGUGUUUUGCAAGGUCACACUGGAUCAAUUACAUCACUCCAGUUUUGUCCAUCCUGCUCUUGCGACUUUAGAUACCUAAUGUCAACUGGAGGUGAUGCAACUGUCACUUUUUGGAAAUAUGAUCUUUCUACAAAGAAAUUUGACAAUGUGCCAGUCAAAUUUCAAGAGAAAUCAAGGCCUGGAGCACAGAUAAUCUGUUCCUCGUUCAGUCCAGGCGGAGUAUUCCUGGUGACUGGCAAUACAGAUCACAACAUCAGAAUAUACCAAAUUUCACCUGGACCCCCAGAGAGAAUUGCUGAGCUGUCUUCUCACUUGGAUCAUGUUGAUAGCAUACAGUUCAGCCAUUCAAGUGAAAGGUUUCUCAGUGGGUCAAAGGAUGGCACUGCCAGAAUUUGGUAUUAUCAACGAUCAGAAUGGAAGAGCAUCAUCCUGAACAGUCAAGAACAAUUGGGAAGUUCAUCGCCUCAGCAGAACGAAGAAACAAACAAAAUAACGAAAAUACGAGUAACAAUGGUUGGCUGGGAUUUAUCAGACCAGUUUGUCGUAACAGCUGUCAACGACCACAGCGUGAAAGUUUGGGAGUCCAAGACUGGCAAGCUCAUCUACGUUCUCAAGGGACAUCAAGAUGAGAUAUUUAUCAUCGAAGCUCAUCCAACCAACCCACAACUUCUUCUGACCGCUGGACACGACGGUUACAUCAUUCUGUGGAACCUCACCGUUGGAAAAAUCGUAAAAAAAUUCUACAACUCCCUCGAAGGCCAGGGUCAUGGUGCUGUAUUUGACUGUAAGUUCUCUCCCGAUGGCCAAAGAUUUGCGACGACUGACAGUCAUGGUCAUCUUGCUAUUUAUGGUUUUGGAUCUAGCGAGCCAUAUCAGAAGGUUCCCGCUGAACAGUUUUUCCAUUCAGAUUACCGUCCUGUUAUGAGAGACAUGAAUAACCACGUGCUCGAUGAACAGACACAAACAGCCCCUCACCUCAUGCCCCCACCGUUCUUAGUCGAUGUGGACGGUAACCCCCACCCGGUGUUCUACCAACGCCUUAUCCCCGGUCACAGUAGCAACAUCAGACCUCGACGUCAUGUGGUUACCAGUCCUCCACCUGUGCCCUCUUCGCCUCUGCCACCUCUCCUGGCACAGAUAGAACAGUUCGAACGCGGUGCUGCAUUCCCUGAUCCCGAAGUGAUUCAAUCACCACCCCCCGGCCAGAAUGCGCCAUCUCUUGGCAGUCCGGGGGUGGGAAGCCGCAACAGGGGCCUGCUUCAGGAUGGUGAUAUCGAGGGAGUGAGACAGCUCAACGUGAACAUUCCCAUCAUUCAGGAUGCCACGGAGGCCGAUAUAAAUGCCUGGAGGAGCAGGAUCAUCGUGCCCAAGUUGGAAGAGUCUCAAGCCAAAUGGGAUGAGGAAAGGCGCAAAUUACUGGGAAGACAGGAAUUUCUUAGAUAUUUGAAAGAGAAAAAGAAACGUCCAUUACCUUCGACCUCAAGGUCUGUCAGUCAAACUGACAAGAAGGCCGAGAGAUUCCUGCGCAGUCGUGCCCGUCCAAGUAACCGGCGCGAACGCCCACGUGCCAGCGAGCCUCGUCCACGUGCUAACGAGUCUCGUUCUGUAUAUAAUACACGUGCAGCAGCAAACACGGAGAGCGAUGUUGAUGAGUCUGGUGAGGAAGAAGCUAUGAUCACACCAAGUGAUAGUGAUGAUGAUGAUCUUCCUUGGAAUAGCAGCAGCAGUGAGACCAGUGAAUACUCUGAUUGGACCGAAGAAGUUGGUAUGAACACGAGACAACAGUCGGGAAACCAGCGACCAAGUCGCCGAGUACGUCGUGUUAUAAGUACAAGCGAUGAAGAUGGUGAGACAGUGACACAGCAAGCAAGAAAGAAGGAAAAUGAUAGACCGAAAAAACCGUCAAAGAAAAAGAGAAAGAAGGUCCCGCGCAAACCAAGGAUGGACGAUAUUGAGGAAUGGCUUGAAUACCAUCGACCACCGGAAUGGAUGACCAGUACGAAACUGCAAAGAUUUCCUUAUGUUCCGCAAGUCGGAGACGAGGUCUACUACUUCAAGCAAGGUCAUGAAAUGUACGUGAAGGAGGUCAUGAGUCAAGAAUCGUACGAAAUAAACCCGAAGAAACAGUGUUUCGCUAAACUCGAUCUGAAGGCGGAGGAACUUUGCAAAGUCGUGAGUCUUCAUUAUGUCACUGGACCACCAACCCUCGUAUCCCUGAAACUCGCAAUUCUGAAUCCCGAGACUGGGGCAAAUACUGGUGGUUCGUUUACGGUCAAAUACCAUGAUAUGCAGAAUGUUGUGGAUUUUUUCGUUUUGAAGCAAGUUUAUGAUCAGUCGCUCGAACGGGAUUGGAGGCCUGGCUGCAGAUUCCGCAGUGUUAUUGAUGACUACUGGUGGUCAGGUGUUAUCACUGAAGUCAGUCCUUAUGAAGAUGAAUUGCCGGACAGCCACUUCCAGUGCUAUGUUGUAAGUUGGGAUACUGGUGAGGUGGAGAGAAUGAGUCCAUGGGAUCUGGAGCCUAUUCCUGAUAACGGUACUACCGAGGUCCCUGACACGAACACCUCUGGAGUGGACUCAAACAACAUCCCCAUCACGGAGGAAGAGCACGAAGCUUUGGUCAAAUAUACGCCGCAGGAAAACGAAUGGCCUGACGAAGAAUAUGACGCCGCCGUGGCCAGACUGACCCGCGGGCUGAGCCUCAUCUCGGAGCUCCCGUUCGCAGGUCCAUUUGCUUACCCCGUUGACGUAAGAUCGUAUCCGGAUUACUGGAGUGUCGUCGCUUACCCGGUCGAUCUUAAGGCGAUUAUUGACAGAUUAGAAAACAAAUACUACAGGCGAAAAACAGCUCUACUCUGGGAUGUUUGUCAAACGGGCCGAAAUGCGAAGACCUACAACGAAGAGGACAGCGAGAUUGUGCAGAACGCCGACAAGUUGGUCUCUGUACUGUCCGCAUUCAUCAAGAAUGCUUCCUGUGUUGACCCACUUGCACUUUGUGAAGAUGCGAACAUGGAAACAGCCGAGGUGGACGUUGAGCACGUUGAAGAGUCAGAUGGGGAAGGACAAUCCAACGAGGGUGCCAGCAGUAGCAGUAAAAGGAAGAAUUCCAGUCUCUCUCCUGCAGGCCCAAUGAGAAAGAAAACUAGAAGACAUGAAGUGGAAGCAGUGGUCGAAUAUUCUUUGAAGGAAGAGAUUCUCGCUUUGUUUAAUAUGCUCGCGACAAGAAGCGAUGCCGAGCCGUUCAGAGAACCUGUUGAUCUUGCUGAUUUCCCGGAUUACACAGACUAUGUGGAUGAACCCAUUGCAUUCUCCACCAUACGUUCUCGUAUUGAUUCAGAUUUUUACAACGAACCUGAGCAGUUCAUCCAGGAUAUUCGACUUGUGUUUUCCAACUCCAGAAAGUACAACGUGAAUCCGAAGUCAAGGAUCUACUCAAUGACUUUACGACUAUCGGCGUUAUUUGAAAACAAAGUUGACGAACUUUUAAUGAACUUCUACCGUAAUAGAAGUGGAAGCGGGCGUCGUACGCGCCAGCGAUCCAGGCGCGCAGUAGAAGACACACCUGGUACGAGCGGCGUAUCAAGUCCCGGCCGGCGGCCGACCCUUCGUGUACAACCUGAAUUGGCCCCGCGGGUGUCCGCGCGAGCGUCCACGAGUCGGCGACGCGACGAUGAAGCGGGGCCUAGUAAUAGUGAUGGUUUAAGAAUGAAAAUUUCAUUAACUACGGGAUCAGUGCUGAGCACUACGGGAAUUGAGGGUACAGAUGGGGGUAAUAGUAGUUCAUCGGGGACAUCAAAUCGACUUCAAGCUAAUAACUUUGAUGAUUCAACUAAUCAGCGGACAAGGACCAGAAGUGCGGCAAGAACGUCAUUUAGGGAGUCUAUAAGUAGCGUAAGCUCAGUGGCCUCUGAAACGCCUGACACAAGCGCCCUAAACGGGCCAUCUAGGUAUUCAACCCGUUCGCGGGUUCCUCCGACCAGGCUGCAGUUGAAUGGAGUAUCUGCUGACCAUGAGAGCGAAGAUGACGACGAGGAGGAGGAAGAAGAGGAGGAGGGUAGCGAGGAAACUGGGGAAGAGAGUAGUGAGGAGUCGGACUCACCUCAACGCUGGAAGAAUCUCCGGUCGAACCGGUCUGGUAAGAUGCCAGCGAAGAAAACUACGGGAAAGAAAUCUAAUGUGGGCAAGGGCAAACAGGUUGUGAACUCGAAACGACCGGUUAGAACUCGGUCGUCGUCGCGAUACGACGAUAGCGCUUCGGAAAGUGACGAUGAAAACUCGCGGAGACGAUUGGACGUCUCUAGUCGAGGCCGGGUGCGCCGUAAAGCGUACAAAAUGAUGGAUUAUGUAAAUUAAUGUCUGGUGGUUUGAUUCUGUCUGUGCAACAAAUACUGGUCAACCAACCACGAGGUGAAAUGAAACAAAAUAUUACUACGGCUGUGACUAAAUUGUCUAAUAUACACACUACUUUGCCCGAAAAACGUUGCAAAAAUCCACAAAAUAUUCAUUUUCUUUGCAAACGCGUCUUAUCGUAAUCGUUAUUGAAGUUCAUGGUGGUGAACUUAACGUACCUUGGAAAUGGCCACCAUUGGUUGCACUGAAGUCUGAAACUGCGCAACUAGUGUCUAUUAAGAGUUAAUUUAUUCUCGUAUAGAUUAUUUAUAUAGUCAAAAGUUUGGCUCGCUAACACACACCCUUUUCCAUCUUUCAUAUAUACGAAAAACAAUGGUGAAUGUUCAGUAAUGAAUGGAAAAUAUCUUCUGAACUACGCGGAUUAAACUUUGCGUAAAAGAACCAUUAUUUCUUGAAAGCCCUGUUUUUCAGGUAAACAACUGGUUGAACCGGUUGUUUGUUUAUCAGCCUAAACUGGUUUUGGUAUUUUUAGCUUCAGAAGAUUGUAAAUUUCUAAUUAAACAAUGUUACUGAUCUUCACCAACGUUGUAAAUGGUAUAUAUGAAAUUGAAAGGACGACUACAUUCAUUCGUAAAUCCCUAAUCGUAAGAAUAUAAUUUUGUACUUCCGUGCCUUUUGUAAAUU
This is a messenger RNA of Dendronephthya gigantea, 5942 nucleotides long. Its product is annotated as bromodomain and WD repeat-containing protein 3-like. The transcript is spliced from 39 exons. Bases 126 to 5261 code for a protein of 1711 amino acids. Gene Ontology annotation, molecular function: protein binding. Gene Ontology annotation, biological process: cytoskeleton organization; regulation of transcription by RNA polymerase II; regulation of cell shape. Gene Ontology annotation, cellular component: nucleus. The record is from RefSeq and is a predicted model, not a curated record. NCBI's taxonomy places the organism in Eukaryota, Metazoa, Cnidaria, Anthozoa, Malacalcyonacea, Nephtheidae.